AAUCAGGAUCGCGUUUGGAAAGAUGGCGGCUUUCAGGGACCGUGGGUUCUCCGCGAAGGAUGGAAGCGGCGACGUGGCGCGGGUGGACUCGGGUCUCCUGUUGCAUCCAGAGUUGCUCUCGCAGGAGUUCUUACUGCUAACGCUGGAGCAGAAGAAUAUCCCAGUAGAAGAUGAGGUGAAAAUCAGUAAAGAUGGCCUUACUGACUUAUAUAUUCAACAUGUCAUACCAUUGCCUCAGCGUGAUUUGCCUAAAACCAGAUGGGGAAGAGCAGUAGAAAAGAAAAGAGGUCAGCAAGUGUUGAAACAUGGCACCCAAAGCAUUAUGGCAAUGGAAAGUUUAAGAAAAAGGCCCCUCAUUGUGUUUGAUGGUAGUUCAACAAGUACAAGUAUUAAAGUGAGGAAGACUGAGAAUGGAGUUGCUGAUGGUCUAAAAUUCCUUACACCUGAAAGUACCAAUAUCACAUGUAAAAGCUUGGCUGUUCCUUCAAAUUCCAGAUUGUGCAUAUCUGCUCCCACUUUCUCAUAUAAUGAGGCUAAACAGAACAAUAUUGUAAUUAAUAUGUCACCUGGUCAAAAGUUACCAGCUUUAGAGCCUCUUACAGGAACUAAUGUGACAUUAAAGAGAGCUGCUCCAAAAGAAGAAUUGGAUUCCUCAAAGCCUCCUGAAUCAAAAAAGAAGAUCCAGCAUGUAACCUGGCCAUGAACCUACAAGAGUUUGAAAUGUAAAUGAUGCUUAGUCUUCAUUUCAGUGCAGAAGAAUUGUACUAACCAGAGACGCAGAUUGCAGUGGGUAGUUGCUUAGAACUUCACAGUAUGAAGAAAGCACCAUAUGUUCACCAUCAAUCUGAGAAAAUUUAUGUUGCACUUUGAAUUUCCUCUCCAUUUUAGAAGCUCAUUUUGGUAGAACAAAAUUAUUUUACCAGCCUUUCUUCUGCAUUUUUAACUAUAGUCUAUUGAUCAGGUCUUUGCAUGAUUUGAUAGAGAAAAUUUCUAACUGUUCAGUUGUACAACAAUAUAUUUUUUAAACAUAUAUAUUUAAAUAGUAUGGAAGAAUGUUUCCCUAUUCUGCUGAUUUUACUAAGAUAUUUGCACAGAAUGGUUCUGUUGAAAGGCCUAGAAAAAAUAGUUCUCAUUCUUAGGUGCCAAAAUUUUUUUUUAGAAACUGUUUGGGUCCUUUCCAGUUUUCUUUAGAUGAAACUCUGAACUGUGUGCUGGUAUUGCUUCAAAUUGAAGUUUUUGUUAAAAUGGAAGAUCAAAUGGAUUUCUCUUGUCUUUAGAGAUACAUAGGCAGAAGGCCUCCCACCCUCAAGUUUGUGUGUUGAAAAAAAAAACUCUGAAACAGAACUGCAUUUUUUUACAGUAUGUGACCAGAAUUUUAUACUAUACUUGCAUUUUUAAGGAAAACUUAUUUAACUACCAAAUGCCUGACAAAAUUCAGAAGGAAAGUAAUGCUUGCUCUAUUUAUUUAUUUAUGCAACUAGAAAAAAGAUGAACUUAUCAUACAGAGAACAUUCAAUGGAAGUUUGCAGGGAUUAAAGUUCUGUCUGUGAAUAAAUUCUUUGAAACAUUUUUUUUUUUUGUUAUUUGAAGUACAAAGCAUCCCAGAGGUUAAAAAUAUUAGAAUUAUGUUUCUAUACAUGAGUUUUAUGUCAUUAAUGAAAUUGCAUUAGUUAAAGCAGUGGUUCUCAACCUGUGGGUCGGGACCCCAUUUGGGGUCGAACGACCAUUUCAUGGGGGUCGCCAAACCAUGUUGUCCACCAUUUUGUUCCCUUUUCCCUAGCUGUCCUACUCCCUCUUAUUGGUGGCCACGCCCACUUGGGGUCACCACAACAUGGGGAACUGUAUUAUGGGGUCACGGCAUUAGAAAGGUUGAGAACCACUGAGUUAAAGGCUCUGAAGAUGCUGGCAGCAUUUUGGUGAUACAGAUAAUUUAGUUUCAAAACCUGUAAAUUUUAGCAGUUUCUUCACAACACAAAGCAGAAGUAAAGUGAAAUAUAAUUGCUUGUUGUAUUGGGGAAGAAAAAAACAAAUUACAAAACUGAAUACAUUUAAGUUGUGUUGAUAUCACUAAGGUAGAUAAAAUACAUAUCACUUCUGAACAUUUGUGAGAUUUAGUCCACGGUCCUGUAUUCUACUGCUUCACAGUAAAUUUUAUUUAACUUAA
This is a messenger RNA of Crotalus tigris (Tiger rattlesnake), 2164 nucleotides long. It is a transcript of the gene TSLIG2, whose product is annotated as chromosome unknown C2orf49 homolog. Lineage: Eukaryota; Metazoa; Chordata; Lepidosauria; Squamata; Viperidae. Gene Ontology annotation, cellular component: tRNA-splicing ligase complex. The transcript has 4 exons. Gene Ontology annotation, biological process: embryonic morphogenesis. Bases 23 to 703 code for a protein of 226 amino acids. The record is from RefSeq and is a predicted model, not a curated record.